Molecule: messenger RNA, 2696 nt
Organism: Vicia villosa (hairy vetch)
Lineage: Eukaryota; Viridiplantae; Streptophyta; Magnoliopsida; Fabales; Fabaceae
Exons: 3
Coding region: 56-727 (223 amino acids)
Molecular function (GO): metal ion binding
Source: RefSeq, a predicted model, not a curated record
UGACAUUAUAAAUUAUAAAACGAUAGAGCAAUUUGUUACUUGUGUAAAGGAAUAAAUGGCCCUAGUUCCUAAAUUUGUUUCAGUUAUGAUUAUAUUUAUUUUUAUAUUUUUCGUUGCAUCGAAUAUUGAAGCGAAAAGAUAUACAUGUAUCCAAGAUUCUGAUUGUUCAGUUCUUUUUUGUUCCAAAUCUGGCAAAUCAUAUAAAGCGGGUUACACAACUAAAUCCAGUUACGACCUUCUCGUUAAUACGCGGAGGGAUGGAUCAUUUGAACCUUUGAGAGAAAAAGUUUUUGCAAAAGUGUGGAAAUUGAAUAUUCCGUUUAGAAUCAAGGUGUUCGGUUGUAGAUGUUUUUGGAACCGUUUAGUAACUAAGGACAAUUUGAUUCGGAGAGGUGUAUCAAUAGUAUCCAACUCUUUUUGCGUUCACUGUUGUACGGAGGAUGAAUCUUUAAUUCAUCUCUUCUUCAAAUGUUUUGUUGCUAAGCAGGUUUGGGGCGUAAUAGCCAAUUGGUGUGAAAUGAAAAUUCUUAAUAAUGAUUAUGGUUGGAAAAACUUAUUGUUUUGGUGUGGUCUCUUUAAGGGGGAGAAAGUAAAGAAAUGGAAUGAAAGUAUUAUGUGGAUGGCGGUGUGUUGGGGUCUAUGGAGGUCGAGGAAUGAGAUUCUGUUUGAAGAAGGAAUUCUCUGUGUAUUAGAUUUAGUUUGGAACAUCAAGUUAGCUUUGAAAUGAUCUUGGAUAGGUGAUAUUACUUCUACCAAAAGUAGCUUUUACGAUUUCUAUAAAGUUCCGGUGGAUCUUUUAGUCUAAGCCUCGGUUGUUUUGUAAUUUGUUCUUUUAUCGAGUUUGUAAUUUGGUUUUGAGUACACCGAGUGCUCCGUUCAAUCUAAUCCUUGCUUAUAAAAAAAGAGAAUAGUUGGUGCAAAUAAAUUUAAUCAUAAAUAUAUAAAUAAAAUCAAUAAAAACUGAAGAUAUGCAUAUAAUAGCACAAGAUGUGAUUGCAAUAGAUUAGGAAUCUGUGUGAUUUGGUUUUGGUGCAAUAUGCCCCCCUCAAGAUGAAGGUACCAUCAAUGACCAUCUUGCUCUUAAGUUCUUGAAAUCAUGGUAUUUGUGAAUGGCUUUAUGAGUAGGUUGGAAAUUUGAUCCUUUGUGGACACAUGACUGACUCAAAGUUUUUCGGCCUAAACUUCUUCUCGAACAACAUGAUACUCCAUGGAUAUAUGUUUCAUUCUUUAAUGUAAAAGUGGAUUAGAAAAAAACUAGGUGGCUCCGACAUUAUCACGUAAAAGUUUAGGUGUUUGAGAUAUCAUAAUGUGUAAAUCUAAAAUAAAGUUGGUGAACCAUAUGAUUUUAGUGGUAGUUGAUAAGUGCCAAAUUGUAGUUAUUUUUUUUUAAUAAGCAAUUGAUUGAAAAGCUCGCACUAGGGGUGCAACCCUUACAAAAACACAAGGCACUAUAGAUUGCAUGUGUCGGAUAAAGGAAGUUUAAACGAUUCAUAAUAGGUUGGUCUAAACUUAGUAUAUCCACAAUACAUCCAUCUCCAAGAAAGAAAGACAAUGUUAGAACAAAUAACAUCAAAAUAAAACACCUCCCCCUUAAAGAUAAUGGCAUUCCUCAUAAGCCAAAGACUUCAAAUAGUAGCUACCCAAACGAAAUUGAUCAAGAUUCUACGCUUGCUACACUUCACCUUGUCUUGAAUAACGUCGAAACAUAGCAUCUCCUCUUCAUUAAUAUCCUCCGAAAUACCGAGCCAAUUAAAAACGUGUUUCCAAAUUGCUUUCACCUCUUGACAAUUGAAAAAAAGGUGGGAAGAUGAUUCAAGAAAAGAACCACACAUCACACAAUCCGGACAAGAAACAUUAGCAACACCUCUUUUCAACAAUUGAUCUCUAGUAGGAAGUCGAUCAAUAAAGAAUCUCCAAGCAAAGACCUUGAUCUUAGGCGGAAGUUUAAGAUCCCACAUCACUUUCAACGAAUUAAUCAAAUGAAAAUCCCAUGAAAUUAAUUUGGCACUAUCAAUCGCGUAAGUAAUGCUCGCUGGGGCUGGCUGGGGCUGGCUGCUGCCGCGGCUGUAGGAGAUGUGCCGUGAGCAGAUCCGGCUGAGAAGAGGUCGGCAAAAUCCCACCUAAAUGAUCCUUUGGUCCACUCUAAAACAUCUGCCACCGUAUAAUGCUUCAUGUUUGAUAAAUCAAACAAGUCCGGAAAUUCCAUGCAAAGACGUUGUUCUCCCAACCACCUAUUAUGCCAAAAAAGAACAUCCUUUCACUUCUUGCAACAACAUUUGAAACACCCGGAAAAACCGUUAUCAUUAAUGUCGUCCAACAAAUUAUUCUUACACAUAUCUCUCCACCAAAUGGAAUCAUCGCUUUUAUGAAAUACGCCCCCAUUAUCUUGAAUUCUAAUUUUAGGACAUAAGUACCUCACCUUAAUAAAUCUAUUCCAAAUAGCUUUAUUAUCAUGAAGGAUUCUCCAAUUCCAUUUCAAGAGAAGAGCUUUAUUCAUCUCUCUAACAUCUCUAACCCCCAAACCACCCUUCGCCUUUGGCCUACACACCACCUCCCACUUUACCCAAUGAAUACACCUUUUAUCAAACUUACCACUCCAUAAAAACUCACUUUGAAUUUUCCUAAUUGCAUUGGCAAUUUUUCUGGGAACCUUGAAAAAGGAGAGUGUAAAAAUAGGAAUUGAAUUCAAAACCGAA